Molecule: messenger RNA, 219 nt
Organism: Miscanthus lutarioriparius
Lineage: Eukaryota; Viridiplantae; Streptophyta; Magnoliopsida; Poales; Poaceae
Source: the annotation of a GenBank genome assembly
AUGUCCUCGCCACCUGCGCAUCCGGACGCCGGCGACCCAACGUCGCCUCCGGACGCCAGGGACCCACCUGCGCAUCCGGACGCCGGUGACCCAGCGUCGCAGCCUGUCUUCCCCGACGAGAUCCUUGAGGAGAUCUUCCUCCGCCUCGACGCCAUGGAAGACAUCGCCCGCGCGUCCGCCGCCUGCACCGCCUUCCGCCGCGCUAAAAAGCCAGGCUAA